Nezara viridula (southern green stink bug) is the source of this 1038-nucleotide messenger RNA. The record is from the annotation of a GenBank genome assembly. Lineage: Eukaryota; Metazoa; Arthropoda; Insecta; Hemiptera; Pentatomidae.
AUGCAAACUACUAUAAAAAAGCUUAUAGAAGUUUGCCUGAGGUAUCAUGAUAAUUCAAAGUUGAGUCGUCUUCCGCCACCUCCACCGGUUACUCCGUCCGUUUCUGCAGCUGCAGCAAAAAAUAUCAGGCGAACAAUGGAAGAUCGGCAUAUAGUGAUUAAUGAUCUUCAUGCCUUAUUUGGAAUCGAGGGCCAUGGUGUGGCUAGUUAUUAUGCCGUGUUUGAUGGUCACAAUGGUUCUGAUGCUGCUAUUUAUGCUUGCUCUCAUGUGCACCAAUAUUUAGUUGAAAGCCAGCAUUAUCCACACAACCCAGAAGCAGCAUUUAAAGAAGCUUAUAUCAGAGCAGAUGAUAGAUUUAUUGAUAAAUCUAAAAAAGAAAAUCUGAAGAGUGGCACUACUGCUGUCAGUAUUUUAAUAAGACACGAUAGAGGGAAGAUAUAUGUAGCCUGGCUGGGUGAUUCUCAAGCCAUACUUGUCAAUGGAAGGAACUUCAUUCAGCUUGUAAAUCCACACCGUCCAGAAAAUCCAGUAGGUGAAGAACGUGAAAGAGUAGAAUCUAUGGGUGGUUCCGUUGUAUUUUGGGGUACAUGGAGAGUUAAUGGCCAACUUGCUGUGUCCAGGUCGAUAGGUGAUGUUGAUUAUAAGCCUUAUGUUACCGGAGAGCCAGAUGUGAGUAGUUAUGAUUUGACUGGCGAUGAAGACUUUUUAUUACUUGCUUGUGAUGGUCUUUGGGAUGUGGUUUCCGAAGAGUUGGCUGUCGAAAAAGUCUAUGACUUUCUCAAAGAAUCUAAAGAUCCCACCGCUGACCGUGAAGGUGAUUCUGAAUCAGUUGUUGAAAGAAGAUGGAGACAGGGUGAAAGUAAGGAGGGACAGAGGAUGGUGAAGACAACCAUUGCAUUGUGCCGCGGUCAAUUAGUCCAAAACAAUGUCCGGAACACAUUUGCCAGCAGCCAGGGCUAUAACUUCCUCCCUCCUGUAGCCACUGAUUCAUCUCUCUUGUUCUCGAGAGUUAUCGCUCUCAAUCUGCCCCCUCUCUGA